UUGUAUUACCCCUCCAUCCUUUCUCAAUUCUACAGUUAGGCUGACAUGUGCAGCCAGGGUAUUUAAAUCUCGUUGCCCUCUUGCAAUUGCUUUCCUUCAGAUCAGCCCUUCUUACAUUUUAUCUUUCUCUCCCAGUCUAAAUCAUUCAAAAUCAGUACCACCAUGUCUUUCCACGAAUCUUGCGACCUCAUUCGUAUCGAAGUCCGUGGCGAUCAUACUGUCCUCCUUGCCGCAGCUAAAAAUGGUGAUGGUGAUGAAACGGUACCCGCGGAGAUAGUACUUGACGAACAGAUUGGUAAUGGUGAUGGUUGGUUCGUUCGUGGGGGCAACAAUUUCACAGAGACCGCUCACGAUAUCGAGUUGGAGUUCCGCGAGGAUGGUCCUUGGUUGACUGCAUUCCUCACCGAAGUCGAUGGAGAGGAUAGAGAGCGCCAGGGCAUUAACUUGGGUGAACACAUUGGGAACAACGGUGGCGAGCUUGUAUGGGCUGUAAGUUAGCGAUGAAGUCUUUCCUGAUUUUGAUAUUGUUGUACUAAUCUGUAAUGCAGUAACUGGAGGAAUAAUCUUACAAGGACACGGUUGCAACACUGGUGCCCGGAUUCUCUGUAACUAACUCUUUUGACUAUGAUUCUCCAAGCCUGAAUGCCAAGAGACUUUAAACUAGUUUAGGGAUUCCUCGAGAAGAAUAUCUUCCAGCAAUAA
Molecule: messenger RNA, 702 nt
Organism: Aspergillus caelatus
Lineage: Eukaryota; Fungi; Ascomycota; Eurotiomycetes; Eurotiales; Aspergillaceae
Product: CVNH domain-containing protein
Exons: 2
Coding region: 163-498 (111 amino acids)
Source: RefSeq, a predicted model, not a curated record